CUAGGUGGUUGCCCCCUCCCUCUAGAGAUGUCAGGAAGGAGGGAGCCACCUGUGUCCUCCACAAGGGCCCCCCAGAACCUGGGGGCCCCCAGCCCGGGAGCUGGGAGGUGGAGGAGGUGCUGACAGGUUCUUCGAGAGAUGCUCUUCCUCCCCUUAUGCUCCCUCCCCAUCCUCCUCCUUUUCCUCCUCCCCAGUGUUCCAAUGGAGCCCCAACCCCCACCUUCACCACUGCCCCCUUUUCUAGCACCUGAGUGGGACCUCCUGUCCCCCCGAGUAGCCCUGUCCAGGGGUGCCCCUGCUGGGCCCCCUCUGCUCUUCCUGCUGGAGGCUGGGGCCUUUGGGGAGCCAGCGGGCGUCCCAGCCAACCGUAGUCGACGUGGGGUAAGCGAGACAGCACCUGCAAGUCGCCGGGGUGAAUUGGCCGUGUGUGAUGCAGUCAGUGGCUGGGUGACAGAUCGGCGGACAGCUGUGGACUUGCGUGGGCGUGAGGUGGAGGUGCUGGGCGAGGUGCCUGCAGCUGGUGGCAGUCCCCUCCGCCAGUACUUCUUUGAGACCCGCUGCAAGGCUGAUGGCACUGGGGAAGAUGGCCCUGGUGGGGGCAGCGGGGGUUGCCGAGGUGUGGAUCGAAGACACUGGGUAUCUGAGUGCAAAGCCAAGCAGUCCUAUGUACGGGCAUUAACCACUGAUGCCCAGGGCCGUGUGGGCUGGCGAUGGAUUCGAAUUGACACUGCCUGCGUCUGCACACUCCUCAGCCGGACUGGCAGGGCUUGAGGCACAUGUCCAGGAACUGGUCAGGCAGAGAAAGAACAGAGCUGGAUGCUGAGGGACCUCAUGGGUGGCCUGGCUGCUUGAAGGGCCUCAAUUUGGGAACUCAUCAAAUGAUCACAAAAUCACAGCUUUCUGAUUUUGAGAGCUCAAUCUGUGCAAGAUGGGUAAUGAAACUAAUUGGGGUUUUGAAGGAUGAAUAGUUUUCCUUGAGAAACUUGAGGGUAAUAAUUAUGAUGAUAACAAUAAU
Molecule: messenger RNA, 1015 nt
Organism: Otolemur garnettii (small-eared galago)
Lineage: Eukaryota; Metazoa; Chordata; Mammalia; Primates; Galagidae
Gene: NTF4
Product: neurotrophin 4
Exons: 2
Coding region: 139-771 (210 amino acids)
Biological process (GO): negative regulation of neuron apoptotic process; regulation of neuron differentiation; neuron projection morphogenesis
Cellular component (GO): extracellular region
Molecular function (GO): growth factor activity; nerve growth factor receptor binding
Source: RefSeq, a predicted model, not a curated record